This is a messenger RNA of Toxorhynchites rutilus septentrionalis, 694 nucleotides long. Its product is annotated as translation machinery-associated protein 16 homolog. The transcript is spliced from 4 exons. Lineage: Eukaryota; Metazoa; Arthropoda; Insecta; Diptera; Culicidae. Bases 137 to 670 code for a protein of 177 amino acids. Gene Ontology annotation, cellular component: nucleus. The record is from RefSeq and is a predicted model, not a curated record.
AAUUGAGCACCCCUAGUACUCAGUUUCCACAGCUGAUUAUUUGUUUACCUUCGAAGUCCGAAACGCAUGUUAUUUUGAACGAAUUCUCGUGUUGGUUUUCUUUUGGCAGCGGCUGUUAAAUUCCUUAUUUUUCAUCAUGCCUAAACAUCUAAUGAAAGAAUUGGCAAAGUGUAAGCACCCAAAAAGUCGCAAAACCUUAGCCUUGGCAAGAAAAAUUAAAAAAAUAAAUAAUCGUGAAAAGAAAAAGAUUGGCCACGCAGUUAGAGCUAACGUAGUUGGCAAGAAACUUGGAUGGUUUGCAGAGCACCUAGAAGAUGGAAGGACAGAACCACUUUCAAGCUCUGAGUUUGAGCAGCUCAUCGAUGAAUAUCUCAUACGGUUCGACGAAGAGUUGGAGCAAAUCAAAUUGGUUCAGUCAAUUAGCAAGCAACGAAAUAACCAGCAUGCAUCUCGAGAGGCCAGCAUAAAAAUGACGCUGGAAAAAGAAACCAACGAUUUCAACGGUGGUGGAUUGGAGUUGCCAAACUUGUGUCACAAAGUUGAGUUUCGGAAAUUUCAGAACUGGGAUGGCGAUGCACAAACUAUACAACAUCUAAAGUUACAUUUUAUCUCCCGCAAAAGCCUUGAAACAGCCAAAAAAGAUCUAGACAAGGACAUGAUCAUGGAAUAAAUUCACGGAAUUUGCGUUACUCAA